Drosophila busckii is the source of this 2779-nucleotide messenger RNA. Its product is annotated as spondin-1. The record is from RefSeq and is a predicted model, not a curated record. NCBI's taxonomy places the organism in Eukaryota, Metazoa, Arthropoda, Insecta, Diptera, Drosophilidae. Gene Ontology annotation, molecular function: serine-type endopeptidase inhibitor activity. The transcript has 6 exons. Gene Ontology annotation, biological process: cell adhesion. The coding region runs from base 234 to 2702 and encodes 822 amino acids. Gene Ontology annotation, cellular component: extracellular matrix.
UUCAAUGUACAAUUCGAAAGUAUUUGUCAUUGACCCAUAUAAAAUUCAAGCUCAAUUUCCCUUUCUGCUCUCAGCUCAACAAAUUAAUUGGCGUCCAACUCAAACUUAUACAGAAUGCGAAGCAGUCAAUUGAGUACGCGACACGUUUUUAUAAAAUGAAACUAGACAAUUAAAAUGUGCUGCUCAAUUUGGCAAUCAGUUGAGUUUGAGCUGUUGAGCUGACUGGAGGAGCAAUGUGCGCCAAGAAGUUCUUAUUAACUAUUUAUGUGCUAUAUGCAGUAAGCAGGAUUGAGGCUGUGCAGGCUGCUUGUAGUCGCAUACCACAGGGAGCGAGCGGUGAGCGUUCAGCAGUGGAUGAUAAUUUCAAGGUGCUCAUCGAUGGCAAUCCAGUGACGUAUAUACCCGAGCAGCAGUACAAUGUUUCACUUUCUUGCCCCAGUACUAUGAAAUUUCUAAGCUUUACGCUUAGCGUGGAGCGUGAAGAGCCAAUGGCUGCUGCAGCGACUCAGGAUUUGAGCGCCGGACACUUUGAACUGUUCAAUAAUAUUGAAACACGCUUUACAGUCGGCUGUGAGAAUAUGAUUGAGAGCACGAAUACAAAUGCCAAGACGCGCAUUGAUGUCAGCUGGGUGGCGCCCAAGCAGCCAGACAGCGGCUGUGUGCUCAUCAAGGCGGCCAUAGUGCAGCAUCGCAACGUUUGGUUCAUUGACGAUGGUUUCCUAACCAAACGCAUUUGUGCAGAGGAAAUCGAUGAGCUCAAUAGCCAAACGCCUACGCUGCAAAAUUGUUGCGCCUGCGAUGAAGCCAAGUAUGAGAUUGUGCUGGAGCGCAAGUGGGCGCGCAAUACUCAUGCCAAGGACUUUCCCUCGGAGGCGUGGCGCACGCGUCUGGGUGAGGUUAUAGGCGCUUCACACAAGUAUAGCUUUCGUUAUUGGGCCUAUGGUGCGUUGGGCAGUCAGGGCAUGCGUGAGUUGGCAGAACAUGGCGCCACACGCACACUGGAGCAGGAAAUUAAGAACAAUACACAAAAUGGCGAAGUGCGCACCAUAAUCAAGGCACCUGGCAUUGGCUAUCGUGCAAAUGUUGUAGGCACUACAUUGGCCAAUGCACGCGUCGAUCCGCUGCAUCAUCAGAUAUCCUUGGCUGCCAAAAUUGAUCCCUCACCAGAUUGGAUUAUAGGCGUUGCCGGCUUGGAGCUUUGUCUAAGCAAUUGCACUUGGCUGGAGAGCAAGGUGUUGAAUUUGUAUCCCUGGGAUGUAGGCACAGACUCGGGUCCAUCCUAUAUGUCAGCCGAUCAGCCGCAAGUGCCACCAGAUGUUAUAAGACGCAUUACUUCCUCUUAUCCUAGUGACUAUCGCUCGCCUUUCUUCGAUGGCAGCGGUGUGCCCAUGAAGCCCAUGGCAACGCUGCAUAUUACUAGAAAGAAAUUAUACAUUAGAGAGUGUGAAGAGGUGCCGCAGGAAGGUCCUUUGGAGUGUGCCACGCAUCCUUGGAACGAUUGGAGCAACUGCAGCACGCGUUGUGGCUCCGGCUAUGCGCAGCGUGAGCGCAGCUAUAAGAAUCCUGCGCUGGCUGCCAGCUACAGCUGUGAUCGUCGUCUGGAGGAGCUGCGUCAGUGUCAGGGCAUGCAAUGUGGCUUGGAGGAGGAGCAACAGCUGUCCGAAACAGCUGGCGAAGCUGACAACGAGCCCAACUCGCAAGCAGAAUGCGAGCUUAGCGACUGGUCCGAGUGGUCGCCUUGCUCCAGAAGCUGUGGACGUGGCUUUAUAUUACGCACACGUGACUAUUACAAUCAAAGAGCCAGAGCACGUUGCCAGGCAGCAGUUAAGCUGCCCUUAAAGGAGACACGUUCAUGCAUAGGCUCGGAUUGUGGUGGCACCAUACCCGACAAUGGUGAGUUGGAUGCAGUGCCGGAGCAAGAUUCGAAUUUGUUUGGCGAAACCAAUGAGGAGAGCAGCAGCAACAGCUGGAAUAGCUUUAGAGCCAAGCCCACGGAGGAGAGCAACAGCUGGAAUAGCUUUCGAGCUAAGCCCACGGAGGAGAGCAACAGCUGGAAUAGCUUUAGAGGCAAGCCCAUAGAAAAUGAGCGUACAACUAACAGCUGGAGUAGCAACAAGGAUGCGCCGGAGUAUCAACGUGGCUACGGCAGCAACAGACGCACAAAUCCUUACGAGCAGCUGGGCUUGGAUAAUGCUGACAACAGACAGCAGCAGCCACUUGGCAGCAACUAUAACGACUACAGACAAGAUCAGCGUUACAAUGAAGAGCAAGCAACAAUGAAGUACAACAUGGCAUAUGCUACAACGCCACGCACAAUGACGCCCUAUGGACGCAAUGAUUACAAUCAGCCGCGUCCUAGCAACGGCUACAAUGUGGUGCAGGACUACUGCUUCGAGAAGCCGUUUGCCUCCACCGAGCCUUGCAUAGUGAAUCCGGUUAUAGUGAGCAAUUAUUGGUUCUACGAUCAUGACGAUCACGAGUGCAAGAUUUUCACCACGGACAAUUGCGAUACGAACAGCAAUCGCUUUCGCACGCUAAUGGCCUGCGAGGGCACCUGCCUCAAGCCGCAGAUGAACUUGGAGUUUGAAGCUAGCAAUGGCUAUGAAGCUGAGCAGACAGCAGCUGGUUUGCAGCCCAUGUCACAGACUAAAGCAAGCAAUAGCUGGGAUAGACGUGCACGUUAUGGUUAUGGUCAGCAUUAAUAAAUUGUAGGCUGCGCUCUUAGUGUUGAGCUUUACUCUUGAUGGGCGUGGUCUGCUGAUAACAAUAAAGCAACUCG